GGCCCCCAGGCGGAGCGGCGGGCACCGAGUCACCAGGCACGCCAGUGGGCUCCGAGUCAACUGGCAAGACUGCGGGCACCGAGUCGUCUGGCAAGACUGCGGGCACCGAGUCGUCUGGCAAGACUGCGGGCACCGGGUCGUCUGGCGGAACAGCGGGCACCGAGUCUGGCGGAACAGCGGGCACCGAGUCGUCUGGCAAGACUGCGGGCACCGAGUCGUCUGGCAAGACUGCGGGCAUCGGGUCACCAGGCAUCAGGUCAUUUGGCUCGCCAGCGGGCACCGCAUCAUCUGGCAAGGCAGUGGGCACACCGAGUCACCAGGCACGACAGCGGGCACCGGCUCAGGUACCGGAUCAUCUGGAUCAACAGCGGGCAUCGAGUCAACUGGCCUAAUAGGAUCAUCAGGCUGGAUCAGUUCAUUAUGCUGGGUAGAGGCAUCCGGCUGAGUAGAUGCUUCCGGCUGAGUAGAGGCUUCCGUCUGAGUAGAGGCUUCCGGCUGAGUAGAGGCUUCGGCUGAGUAGAGGCUUCCGGCUGAGUAGAGGCUUCCGGCUGAAGAGAGGCAUCAGGCAGGUUCUCAGACGGCAGGCUGACCGGUUUGGAUACUGGCAGGAUGGUACUGGUUGGAAAGAAUUUUCGCUUUUUUCUGGUUUUAACUACUGGAGCACUGCAAGUAAAUGCAGGUCUGCAAACGAAUGGAGCAGCUGGAGACAGAGAAGAGCUGGAGGAUGGAACAGAGGAGGGAGCAGUUGCUACAGAGGGCUUUUUUACAGGGUUAAAGGCAGGAUAGGUGCAGCGAGUGGGAACAGGGUACUGACAUACGGUAGAUAG
Staurois parvus is the source of this 827-nucleotide messenger RNA. Lineage: Eukaryota; Metazoa; Chordata; Amphibia; Anura; Ranidae. The record is from the annotation of a GenBank genome assembly.